Messenger RNA from Aegilops tauschii subsp. strangulata, 579 nucleotides. RefSeq names its product F-box protein At5g07610-like. NCBI's taxonomy places the organism in Eukaryota, Viridiplantae, Streptophyta, Magnoliopsida, Poales, Poaceae. Gene Ontology annotation, molecular function: protein binding. The record is from RefSeq and is a predicted model, not a curated record.
AUGGCGGCCGAGAGACUCGCCGACGACCUGCUCAUCGAGAUACUGUCGCGCAUUCCAUUAAGGUCAGUGUGCCACUUGAAGUGCGUCUCCAAGGACUGGCUCAGCCUGAUCGACCACCCCGAUCACCGCAGGAAGCUCCCUCAAACCCUAGCCGGCUUCUUCUACACUCGGAGCGACAAUGCGGAGUUGCCUAUGGAAACAGAAGUCCGCUUAACCAGUGUCUUGGGGAAAAACUGCCCUCCGAUAGACACCUUAUUCGCUUUCCUUCCCAGCCAUCGGCGCAUCGAUCUAUUGGACUGCUGCAAUGGCCUCCUCCUCUCUCGCUGGUACGACGUUUCGGCUCUUGGUGACGAGUUUUGUUACAUCGUGUGCAGUCCUGCCAUGAAGGAGUGGGUUUCGUUGCCCGAUCGCAGCCAUGAAAACAAGGUGGGCAUAGAGCGUCUGGGUUUCGAUCUGACCGUGUCUUCCCACUUCUAUGUGUUUGUGUUACUAGAGGAUGUCAACUUUAACGACUACCUUGCUGAAGUGGAAGUGAUAAAAAAGUCCCCUACAUAUUGUGUUGGGCUUACAUCGGCCUGA